This is a messenger RNA of Bombina bombina (fire-bellied toad), 1318 nucleotides long. It is a transcript of the gene CCDC197, whose product is annotated as coiled-coil domain containing 197. Bases 143 to 1318 code for a protein of 391 amino acids. Lineage: Eukaryota; Metazoa; Chordata; Amphibia; Anura; Bombinatoridae. The record is from RefSeq and is a predicted model, not a curated record. The transcript has 9 exons.
ACCUGCAACUUGGACUGGAAAUAAAAACGAACUCGAGAACGGAUUUUAUUUAAACAGGCCCGGUGUAGGAUGUGUCGGUAGCAGCACGUGUUCAUUUAAAGAGAACUAACGUUAUCCUUCCCCGCUCCCCUUAGAGAUCACAAUGAAUGAAUAUGAGCAAGCAGUGCCCCAGAAGGAGCAGAACAGGUAUCAGCUCAACCUGGACGUCAGGAAAAAAAACGUAUUUGUGACCCAACUUGAAGAAGGAAGGGAUGAAGAGGAUGAAAACGUUACACAGAUUCCUGUUAUUAAGGAGGCCGCUAGCAAAAUUUUAGAUACCAGCAAAAACACAUUGCAGAAAACGUUAAUUCUGAAGAAAGAAGUUGAGUAUGACCGAGUCAGCGAGGAACUACUCAAUAAAAGGCGAGAGAUUAAUGAACGGAUGCAGGAAUUGGAUGUGAGGAAGGAAGAAUAUGAACAGAAGCAGAUUGAGUGCAUGGAGAAAGCUGUCAAAUAUGAGAAGUUCCUUAAAGAUGGUGAGGCCAAAAGAAGACGGACAAUUAUAAAGUACCAAACAGAGGCGAGACAGAAUGAAUUAAGGCAAAUGGAGAUAGCUGAAUUGACGGCACAGCUAGAAAUAAAACGAAACAGACAACAUAAACUGCAUGAAAGAGUGGCAAAGAACAAAAUCUAUGACGAUUACUUAAUGAGAAUUGUUGAUAAUGUUCCAGAAAAUUAUCUGGAAUACGGAGUUGACUCUCCAGUAAAAGCCAUUAUGAGACGCUAUGAAACGCUCUCCCUCACCAACGAGAGUUUAGUGAACAACCUCACAAGUCUGUCCGAUGAACAGGAGAAAAAACAGCACUUUCUAGAGAUGCUGAAGCGACAGCACGACACUUCAAAGCUAAUGAUGAACAGUGAGCUGUCUGAGUUACAGAUAAAAUAUGACACCAUACAGGAAAAAAACAAACAGCUAGAACUGAAUUUCAACCUGGACAAAAGUCAGUACAGAAACCAGAGCACUGAAGUUGCAAGCCUGUUGUUAGCGAUUGCUAACCUUGCUGAGCAGUGCCAUAUGAAAUACUAUGGGCCUAUUGCCAAAGUAGAGAUGUUACAAAAACUUGACAUGAUCAAGGAAUACAUUUUGGAAAAAAGCCAAGUUGAAAAACUUGCAAGCAAUCUUUCUGAAAUGAGAUUUUCAAUGACUAAUCCCAAUGAGCCAGAUACCAAACCCAAAAAAGAAAGCAACAAGGAAUCGCUUAAAAACUCUUCACCUAACACAGCAAAUAUGAACCGACGGAAAAGCAGAGUAUCUAACAUGGGCUCAAAAAUGGAAUGA